Varroa destructor (honeybee mite) is the source of this 1968-nucleotide messenger RNA. RefSeq lists its product as uncharacterized. The record is from RefSeq and is a predicted model, not a curated record. Gene Ontology annotation, molecular function: RNA binding; zinc ion binding. NCBI's taxonomy places the organism in Eukaryota, Metazoa, Arthropoda, Arachnida, Mesostigmata, Varroidae.
UCUUUGACAUCUAAGCAAAGGCAGUUUGCGUAUGUGUGUGAUUGCGAUCUCAGAACCCGUUCGAAGUGGGAGUACAGAGAGAGUGUGGAGUGUCACGAUAAACUGAGCCACGAAUAUAACGAUUAAUAGAAAAGCGUUUUUCUUCGGAUGCAAGCGCAAAGACCGUUUCCUCAUUUUGAAGUGGCUACGAUGCAGAGUUUUCCAACUCACUACCAUCAGUGGAAGAAACGAAGCCUUCUGCCUUUUUCUGAGAAUUCGAUGCACGCGAAGCACAACAGUAUGCCGACCCUUGGCAACAGUCGCGGCGCGAUGUCCACUUACGUUCGCCAAUGGACAGACUUCACUCCAGAGGGUUACACUCGCUAUACACCUCCUUGGAUUAAUGAUGAAGCGGAAUACGACUCGGCUCUUACAGCGUCCCCAACACUGACCAACACGAGCGGGCUAACACCAUCAGCUUCUCCUACAUUUGCUCCACGUCCAAUUCGAAGAAGGCUUGAUCCGGGUGAAGCUUUACCUACCGACAUCGGUGAGCCCACUCCACCGCCUCCACCCUCCGAAUACACCGUUCGUCGGCCUACAAACAGGCGCCCGCGUAACCGAGGCAAAUUCUGCGUCGUUUGUAAGGAAAGCGGGGCCGAUUCCGGAAUUUAUCGCAGUCAUAAUGUCAAGGACGAGAACGGCGUCGUUCUCUGCCCAGGACUGCGGACCUACAACUGUCCGGAGUGCCAAAAUGGUGGUGGGGAUAGCGCACACAAAGUAGAACAUUGCCCGCUACGGAGAGCCCGCAUGUUAGAUCAGAUCGUUCAGGAAGGCGUAGAAAGGCGUCAAGCUUUAACGAGCGGUAGGAUCGUAGCUGACCAGACAGUGGGUUGACGCUUGCUGCCAAAUUAAUACGAAGAGACUUGCAUCACUAGGAUUUAAUAACUGCUUUAAUAAUUGACUGUAUCAAGUGUACGCUUCUGUACAGGUUUUACGUUAUAGACAGUAUGUUAUAAUAUAAAAUAAUAUAUAAUGGCAGUAUGUUUUAAUGGUAAUGUUACUGUCCAAGCUCUCACUACAAAAGUUCGAUUAGUACUCAAAGGUACGAACUACUAGGAGAAGAUUCAAUGCAGCACCGGUGCUCUGGUGGAUUUUUUUAAAUGUUUACUCGAUUGGGAACCUUAAUAAUACCUGACUGAGGGACAAACGGUUCUUAUAAUUUAAUUCUUAUAAUAUGAGUGCACACAUGUUCGUCAUGUUGGCAUGUUAUCAUAAUUUUAUUUAUCGAAGGUGUCGAUUCGAAAGAUGGUGCAUAAUAUCUGAAGGCUACGAAAAAUUAGUGUCGUAAUAGCUUUUCUCCAAUGCAUAUGUAUGCGACGCAUAUUGGAGCGCAAGACUUCUACUGGCUCUCCUUUGAAUCAUAGUCUAACCACGAAGGUGUGAUUUAGUUGCUGAUCUGUCCUUGUACUUUGAUAGAUUGUUUUAUGUGAAUACUGACAAUAAUUGGCCUAUUCUAUUGCCUGCAUGGUUGGUUGGAGCUAUGACGGCUUAUUCGACGUAGCAAUCGUAUAGUGCGGUGUAUUCUCGGAGCAGCGGCUCCGUCGUCUGAAUAAUUUAGCUCGGAUGCCUUUGGAAAUGGCGUUGCAAAGACACCGUGGUGGAACCAUUCGAAUUGGAGUUUGUUUGUUCUUAGCCAGCAGAUGACGAUAGACGAUGAACUGAACACAGUGUAUGUAUAGUAGAUGUAUACAACUUCUCAAUCAUGGAAAAGCAACAACAACAUGAGAUGAAGUGCGCACUUGAUGAUAUUAUGUAAUAUAGAUAAAUAAGUUGUAUAAUUGAUAUUUCCAAUAAAAAUUAAUAACGAUAAAAACAGAUGGGAAGCCAAUGUCGGAUCGCGAUCUGGAGAACGUACUGUGUAUAGCUAUAUGUGAAUAAACAAAACUAUAUUCUAACUGUAAUUCUACUCAGUUUUGAGUUUCGUAC